AUGAAGAGCAAUUGUGGAGAGGGUUCCACAUAUAAAAAUCAAGGAUAUAAAUUUUGUGAAAUUAGCAACUGUGGCACUAAAUAUGUUGAUCAAAAUGGACAAACAAAAUCACAAGGAGGUCAACAAUACAGUGCAAUAGACAAUAUGUUUUUAAAAGAAUCGAAUAAUGGGAAUGAACAUAAUUAUUUAGACCAUAUCCCAGAAAAUGCAAAAAUGUUAAAACCACUAGUUCAAGAAAAAAUCAUUGAAAUAAUGAAACCAGAAAUAGAAGAAAAAAUUAUAGAAGUUCCACAUGUUCAAUAUGUAGAAAAAUUAGUAGAAGUACCUCAUGUUAUUUUACAAGAAAAACUUAUACAUGUACCUAAACCAGUUAUACAUGAAAGAAUAAAAAAAUGCCCUAAAACUAUAUUUCAAGAAAAAAUUGUUGAAGUACCUCAAAUAAAAGUAGUAGAUAAAAUAAUAGAAGUACCACAAUAUGUAUAUCAAGAAAAAAUUAUACAAGUACCAAAAGUUAUGGUACAGGAACGAAUUAUACCAGUACCAAAAAAAGUAAUAAAAGAAAAAAUAGUUGAAAUACCUCAAAUUGAAUUAAAAAAUAUUAAUAUAGAAAAAAUUGAAGAAGUACCUGAAUAUAUUCCAGAAGUUGUUAAAAGAGAUGUUCCAUAUACACAAAUUAUAGAUAGACCAUUUCAUGUAGAAAAAAUUGUAGAAGUACCACAUGUACAACAUAUUUAUAGAAAUAUAGUUUCACCACAAUAUAGACAUAUUCCAAAACCUGUUGAAGUACCCAUGGCACAUUAUAGAACUUUUCCUGUUGAAAAAUUGGUAGAUAGAAAUGUACCUGUUCCAGUUGAAAUUCAAAUUGUUCAAGAAUUUCUAUGUCCUAAAAUUGAAGCACGAUAUAAAGAAAUACCAGUACCUGUUCAUGUUCAACGUAUUAUAGAACAUCCUAUACCAAAAGAUGCUAUGAAUAAUCCAUUCUUAUUGCCUUUAUAUUAUCAAGAAGACAAUUUUAAUGCUUCAAAAAAUGGUACUACAAAUGGUAACAACCCAAUACAAAACAAUAAAAGCUGUUUUAUGUUUAAUUGGAAUAAAAAUAAUAACCAAAAAUCUUUCAAAGGUAGAAGCAAUUCAGUCGAAUUAUUAUUACAUAAUGAUAAUAAAAAUAAUGAAUUUUUUAACAUAAAUGAUGCUAAUAUUAAUCCAAACAUAAAUUUUAAAAAUUCUAUUAAUCAAUUUAGUGGCAAUACAUUCAGAGAUAUAAAUAACAUACCUAUGGAUACUAAUAUUAUGAACAUGCAUGCUUUAGAACCCUGCCGAUCCAUAAAUCCAAUUAGUAACAGUAACAACCAAUACAACUUCAUUAACAAUCCUGCAAGUAUGAAUUAUUCCUCACCAAAUUUUAAUAGUGAAAUACCAUAUAAUACGAAUACCAGUUUAAAAAUUACAAACUCAAUGAAUUACUCCAUGGCAAACAGUUCAUUAACAAAACCCUAUCCAGUUGUUUCUCCCAUUGUACCUCCUGUUUUAAACGAGUAA
Messenger RNA from Plasmodium vinckei vinckei, 1539 nucleotides. Its product is annotated as inner membrane complex protein 1e, putative. The coding region runs from base 1 to 1539 and encodes 512 amino acids. The transcript has a single exon. The record is from RefSeq and is a predicted model, not a curated record. NCBI's taxonomy places the organism in Eukaryota, Apicomplexa, Aconoidasida, Haemosporida, Plasmodiidae.